AUGACAGCUAUCACAGCUUUCUCCACAACUGAGAAAACCUCACAUAACUCCCAUAAGUUUCCGUUUACUUUAUCUCCUACCAACUUUGGUUUUUGGAAGACAAUGAUCCAACCGUUUCUCGUUACCAACAAUCUCUUUGGAUAUAUCGAUGCUACUAUUCCAUGUCCAGCUUCAACUUUACCGGUAACAGAAAAAGCUACCACCGCUGAUCCCCAACCAAACCCGUCUUAUGCUGCUUGGAUAGCCAAUGAUGCACACGUACGUAUGCUUCUUCUCACUACUAUCUCUGAAGCUUCCUAUCCCCAUGCACAAGGUAUAACAUCCAGGGAUCUAUGGCUUUCCUUACAACGAGUAUAUGCUCUUCAAUCAUCCUUUAGAGAGUAUACUCUCAAAACACAGCUUCUUAAACUCGAGACGAAGCUUGAUGAAACAGCCUCGGUUUAUCUCUUACGUGCUCAAGAGUAUUCUGAUGCAAUUUCCAACAUUGGUGAACCUAUUAAAGAAAAAGAUCUUGUUAUGCUUGUGAUUUCGGGACUCCGUGAAGAAUACAAUGGACUUAAGUCCAACCUUCUUGCUCGACAAACCCCCACCUCUUUCCAAGACCUUAACGACCUCCUUGCUGAUCAUGACUUCAUGAUCAGGAAAACCACCCCCAUCGUGGCCCAUGUUUAG
This is a messenger RNA of Lactuca sativa (garden lettuce), 672 nucleotides long. The record is from RefSeq and is a predicted model, not a curated record. NCBI's taxonomy places the organism in Eukaryota, Viridiplantae, Streptophyta, Magnoliopsida, Asterales, Asteraceae.